CGAGACGGACAUCGAUCGACAAAAGAAUGUCUGUAUCGACAAAAUCAAAGCAGUUGUCAAAAGAUUGCGGACUAAAGUGGAGGAAAUGGGAACCGCUCUCUUGGAAAGGGUUACCACUGUCUGCACUCAGAAGGAAAGGGAUUACAGUACGAAGAAAAACGAGUUGAAACGUAUGACACAAUCGUUUAUAUUCAUCGAGCAGUUUAUGACCGCCAUUCUGGACCUCAACGAACCUAUGAGUGUCCUGAAGGCACAGGACCUCCUCACCACUCAGUUGCAGAAGUUGUUGAAUAAGCCGUGCAGUCAUCCAGACUUCAUAAAACCAUUUAAGAUCGAAGUGAAGGACCAGUUAUCUGAUGGGAACGGCGAUGGACUGGAUAUAAACAAAAUGAUUGACGGGGUGUUGAAUAUGUGCUUUAGUGUCGUGACCAGUGAUGACACACCCAAACCAAGUGCUCAAAUGACUAACACAGCUAAUGCCUGUACUAAUAAAGACAACACCGGGUUAGACGAUGACAUCACAGAGAUAUUAGAAUUACCGAACUCUCGGCCCAACUCUAGAGGACAGACACGUCAGAUACAAACACAGACACAGUCACAGCUGCCGACAAAAGUAUUGGUGGCCACUAUAGGUAAUACACAAACCACAGCACAACACACUUAUGAUUAUUAUAACCAAAACCCGCAAUUAAAACAAAUGUUGACCGCAAACCCAAUGUCCGCU
Molecule: messenger RNA, 724 nt
Organism: Oppiella nova
Lineage: Eukaryota; Metazoa; Arthropoda; Arachnida; Sarcoptiformes; Oppiidae
Source: the annotation of a GenBank genome assembly